AUGAAUGCGGCUUCUUUUUCCAACAAAUUGGUAUUGCUCUAUGAACGAUUCCCUCGAAUAAAUCGUGAUACCUUACGCCAAGCUCUAGAACAUCAUGACGGACAUAUUCCCAAAACAAUCCUUUAUAUCAGCAAUAAUAGACACGUUGACUUACCUACAUCAUCAUCAUCACAACAACCAUUACAACAGCAACGAAGACGACGACGACGUGUUAUAGACUCUUCUGAUGAUUCUGAUGAUUCUGAUAAUGAACAGCAAAAUCGACUUGGUGCAAUGAUGCGGCUCAAGAAACUACGGGAUGCGGCACAAACGGUGGCUUUUUAUAACACAGCAUCUCCUCAGGAAAUCAUGGAUGUGGCUGGAUGCAAACUAUCAGCGGCUCAAAAAUUGGAAACAUUACGACCUUUUGAAAACUUGGAAGAUCUGUCUGACAAAUUGCGACUUCAACAUGGACUUAGUGUCAAAUAUAUAGAUGCUUAUCUGGAACUGAUGGAUGGCUAUUCUGCAGUGGAUCAAAUCAUUCAAAAUAUCGAAGAUGUUGGUACAAAGUUACAAUCUAUUUUAGAUGUAUGGCACAGCAUGGAUACCACUACUACUACUACUACUACUACUACUACAACGGCAACAAAUAAUGAAGAUAAUGAUGAUGAUGAUGAUGCAAUGGAUGGUUUUCUUACAACACAACCAGCCAUUGUCAACCCUGAAUUUACUCUCAAAUCUUAUCAAAUCAUUGGAUUGAACUGGAUGUUACUAUUAUAUCGCAAGGGAAUCUCUGGAAUAUUAGCGGACGAAAUGGGACUUGGGAAAACAGCACAAGUGAUCAGUUUCUUGGGACGACUCUAUGAACUUGGUGAAACUGGUCCUCAUUUGGUGGUGGUACCUUCUUCUACAUUGGAUAAUUGGCUUCGUGAAUUUGAAAGGUUCUGUCCUACGCUUCAAGUACGAUGCUACUAUGGAUCACAAAACGAACGAGCGGAACUACAAUUAGAUUUGAUGGACGAACGGGACGACAUUCAUGCCAUAGUGACAACAUAUACAAUUGCAGCAGGACGACCAGAAGAUCGUAGUUUUUUACGCAAAUUGAAAUGCAAAUCAAUGAUUCUGGAUGAAGGCCAUAUGAUCAAGAAUUAUACAAGCGCAAGAUACAGUCAUUUAAUGCAAUUGAAGAUCCCUUUUCGACUUUUACUUACUGGUACGCCUUUACAAAAUAAUCUCCAAGAACUGGUAUCACUACUGAUCUUCAUCAUGCCAGAGGUGUUUUCUGGGAACGAGGAUGAUGUACGCAAAAUCUUCAAAAUCCGAUCUUAUUCUGAUUCCAACAGCAACAACAAUAAUAACAAGAACAACAAGAACAAAAACAAUAGUACAGAUACUGGAUCUACUACUGCUGCUGCCAAUGCUGCUCAGAUGCUUUCACGACAACGAAUUCAGCGCGCCAAAAAGAUGAUGACUCCAUUUGUGCUUCGACGACGCAAGAUACAAGUACUCACACAUUUACCCAAAAAGAUUCAUCAAAUCAACUAUUGCCCAAUGACACCAAACCAACAAGCCAUAUAUACAAGGAUCGUGACAGAAUCACAGGAAAGAUACAAGGACGAGAUCAUGGAGGAUAUGGAUGAUACCAACAACAAUGUACAAAAGAAAAAGACACAACCUAUGGAAAAAUUCAGUAACAUUGUGAUGCAUUUACGAAAAGCUGCCGACCAUCCUCUUUUAUUUCGCCACAUUUAUACCGAUGACAAGAUCAAGAAGAUGGCUAAGAGUAUCACGAAGGAAGAACAAUAUUGGGAUGCUAACGAACAAUAUAUUUAUGAAGAUAUGCAAGUGAUGACAGAUUUUGAAUUGAAUCAACUUUGUAAGGAUCACAAGUCCAUUCGACAUUACAUGUUGGACAAGGAAGAAUGGAUGGAUGCAGGCAAAGUACGACAAUUAUGUGAUCUGUUACCAGAAAUGAAACAAAAAGGCAACAAGGUACUUUUAUUCAGUCAAUUCACUAGCAUGUUGGAUAUCUUGGAACCAGUGAUGACUACCUUAGGUCUUUCUUAUUUACGCUUGGAUGGAACUACCAAAGUGGGUGAACGUCAAAUUCUCAUUGAUCAAUUUAAUCAAGAUGCUUCUUUGGAUGUUUUUCUCCUUAGUACUAAGGCUGGUGGAUUUGGUAUCAAUUUGACCUCAGCAAACGUGGUUGUGAUGUAUGAUAUGGAUUUCAAUCCUCAAAAUGAUCGACAAGCAGAAGAUAGAGCACAUCGUGUGGGGCAAACAAAGGAUGUUACAGUGCACAAGCUUGUUUCCGAACAUACCAUUGAACAACACAUCUUAGCCAUGGCGGAUAUUCGAUUACGAUUGGAUAGAUCCAUCUCUGGAAUGGAUGGUGAACAAGACAAGCAAGAUCAAGAUGAUGCCGGGAUAGAUUCAGUCAAAAUGAAAUUACUUCUCAAAUCAGCAUUGUCUUCAACAUAGUUCUUCCUUCCUUUUAUUAGCAUAGUUUUUAUUAUUAUUAUUAUCAUUAUUCCUUUAUGGACAUUAUCAUUAGUUUCAUACAUUAUAUAUAGUAUACAUCAUUCAUCAUUUC
Halteromyces radiatus is the source of this 2572-nucleotide messenger RNA. RefSeq names its product SNF2 family N-terminal domain-containing protein. The transcript has 4 exons. Lineage: Eukaryota; Fungi; Mucoromycota; Mucoromycetes; Mucorales; Cunninghamellaceae. The record is from RefSeq and is a predicted model, not a curated record. Bases 1 to 2460 code for a protein of 819 amino acids. Gene Ontology annotation, cellular component: nucleus. Gene Ontology annotation, molecular function: DNA binding; ATP binding; chromatin binding.